Saccharomyces paradoxus is the source of this 1923-nucleotide messenger RNA. RefSeq names its product Sls1p (gene SLS1). The transcript has a single exon. Bases 1 to 1923 code for a protein of 640 amino acids. Lineage: Eukaryota; Fungi; Ascomycota; Saccharomycetes; Saccharomycetales; Saccharomycetaceae. The record is from RefSeq and is a predicted model, not a curated record. Gene Ontology annotation, cellular component: mitochondrial inner membrane.
AUGUGGAAAUUCAACAGGAAGCUCGCCCGUCUUACUUACCGUCUUUAUUCAAGCUCGGGUCCGAGCUCGCCCCUACAUGGGAAGAAGAAACUGCCGCAGAAUCUGAAAUUCGUUGUCUUGAACCCUACUCAAUCUGGGCUGGUGAAAAAUGAUCAGAAGCUGCCUAGACACAGGCCGUCCAAGAGACGUACCCAUAAGGACACUGGAGACGACAACGCCGAUUUCGGCUCGAAACUCCUUGUCUUUGAAAAGCAGAACUCGCUGGAUUCUGCAUUGAACUCUAUCCGAUUGAAAAAACCAACAAGCGCUAGCCUACCCUCCCUCGAAUAUACCGCUCUCCUCCAGUCACUUACAUCGAGCUACAAUCGUUACCAGUUGCGCGAAUUCAUCUCCACACAUCACCCAGACUCCCCUUUACAUCUGACGCACUGGAAGAAAAGCAAACUAUCUCAAUAUAUAAUUGAAAAAAUCUGGAACUGUCAACCAAUAUCAACACCCACCUCUCCCACGGGCAUCAAAUCCACAUCUCUGACUUUCCAGUUCGAUACUCCUAGGGAAAUUUUCCUUUUGCUCAUCACUCAAAAUGGUAAAAUACUCACCAACUUUAAUAAACUCGGGUUGACCUUUAUCAUCUCCAUCCAGGAUAAUGAAUUGACUGUCAAGGGUUCCCCUAGUUUGCUCAAAUAUGCGGAAAUAUCCUUGAACAAAAUAUGGUCAAACAUUACUCAUGAAAACGUUCGUGUAUAUUCUCUCACGCCAUCAAAAGACGUUAUCAACCUUAUUCAAAAGGAAACUCACACUUUUUUUGAAUACCUCCCGGAUUCACAAACGUACAAGAUUUCAGCCCUAAGUACCAAGAAAAUAUCCAUGGCCAAAGUCUUCUUGUUAAACGCUCUCGCUUCUAACCCGCGCACAACCCAACACCACCACACAAUGGCCUCUUUAGCGCUCAAAACAGAGCUUUAUCCGUUUAAUAACACUCUAGAGAACUUGGACUGGCUGAACAAGGCUCAGGAUUGGGCAAGGUUACGUUCAGUCGUCCCUAAAAGUUGCACAGAUCUAGCAACUCGCACUGCUACCGCCGCAUCACAUUUGACAGAUGCGCAGAUCAGUCAAUACGAAUCCUUCUUGUCUACAAAUACACCAUCUCCCUCCGCUUCCAACUCUAUCUCACAAUCCUUAUCAAUAACGUUAGGUUACUCCCUACAGUCCGCCUCUUCUUCCAGUAUUUUCCAACCUCUAAUACAUAAGAGUUUCAUUUCAAAAUUGCUGAAUCUACCAAUUCACAAAGAAUCAUCAUCGUCCGCUCCUGUGCCUCUUGAUCAACAUCUAAUAACAAACGCGCAUCAAUCCUUUAUACAGUUGAAUUUCACUCCUGUGCCACUCACUCCUAGCUCCGCGUCGUCUCCUUUCAUGCAAAUUUGGUUUGAGAUUGACGAAUUCGAUAACAUUGUUACCACCUCAAUGAGGCCUCUUUUGAAACUGCAAGAAAAUUCCGUUAUUUUAAGAACUCCUCAAUGUCAGACGGACUACAAAAUCACGUCAGAUUACAUUCAAGAUCUUCUUCCUGAUUUCGACCAGACCAAGCCGGAUGCCUGGUUAUCUGAACAAAAAGGUCUCCAAGAGUUUCUUCUCAAGUCGCACUGGAAAUUGAACAGAUAUCAAAACCUUCUGAAAAAAAUUACAAUUUCUUUACCGGAUAACCUAGUACAGCAAUACCAAUUGACCGAUAUUUUGACUCAUCGUGUCUUGAAUUUACAAUUUCCAGCCAACUCUUCCCAAGAUGAUAAAUACAUCAUUCAAUAUUCUGAUAUUAGCCGCGGGUUUUUAAACAAUGGCUCCUAUAGACAGUUGGAUUUCAUCAAUGUGGACCCCGGUGAAACCUCACUGAAAACUUUUAUUAAUGAUGUUUUAGACUUUUGA